Molecule: messenger RNA, 906 nt
Organism: Pimephales promelas (fathead minnow)
Lineage: Eukaryota; Metazoa; Chordata; Actinopteri; Cypriniformes; Leuciscidae
Gene: lyrm2
Product: LYR motif containing 2
Cellular component (GO): mitochondrion
Source: RefSeq, a predicted model, not a curated record
ACUGGUUCUGACCAAAACAAACCCCGCAGCUUCUGUGUGUGUGUUUGUGUGUGUCUCUGCUCUUCGACAUGGCCGUGUCUCGGUUACCAGGCGCUGCACUGAGUCUCAAACAGUUCAUGCAGAGACAGAAGGUUCUGGGUGUGUACAGAGAUCUGCUCCGAAACAUCCGCAAAAUCCCACUGGAGUCCGAUCGCAGAUACCUGAGAGACUGGGCUAGAGAAGAGUUCAAGAGGAACAAGAGCGAAACAGACCAGGAUGUGGUUCGCAUGAUGAUCACUCAGGCUCAGAAUCAUCUGGAGGACUUGAGGAAAUCGCUCGCGCUGGCUGGAUGCUAGAAGAUCAAGCACGGGAAUGACAACGGAUAGUUCGCCAAAAACGGAAAACUCUGUCAUUGUCACCAAUGAGACUUUUGUUCAUCAUCGCAACACAAAUUAAGGUAGUUUUAAUAAUCUCUCUUGCUUUUGGUCCUUCCAUUGAACCAAAACUUUCACGCUUUUAAACGUGACGGUAAUCGAGGUGCUCAAUCCAAGUCUUCUGGAGAGACGUGAUCGCUUCACAUGAGGAACAGAUAUAAUUCAGGCUGUUAUUCAUAUGAACAUAGUCAAAAAUGGUCUACAGAAUAACCGUACUUGCAUGAUAUAAAUCUGUUCAUUAUUUAAAGCAAUUGUGUCCAUGAACGUUUGAAGUGUCGCUGUUAUUAAUGGUGGAAUUAAUGGAAAUCUUGGAUUUGGAACAAUAUGAAUGUGAGUAAAUGACUAAAUUUUCUUUUUUUGGUUGAACUAUCCCUUUAACAAAAAGUACACUAUAAAAUGAGACGAAAACUGUAUAUAUCUACUUGUAUAUUUAUAAUGCACGAUUACUACUCUUCAUUUGCCAAAUCUUAAUAAAAGCCCAAGUGAGUCGUAA